Messenger RNA from Cololabis saira (Pacific saury), 1408 nucleotides. RefSeq lists its product as uncharacterized. Lineage: Eukaryota; Metazoa; Chordata; Actinopteri; Beloniformes; Belonidae. The coding region runs from base 1 to 687 and encodes 228 amino acids. The transcript has 4 exons. The record is from RefSeq and is a predicted model, not a curated record.
AUGGAGGUCGGGUGGUUUUACUGGAGUGAGACGGAGCAGACGAGCAUCAGCCGGACCGCCACCGCCGCAGAUCUCAUCUUUAACUGGAAACACGACGGCGAUACUGGAGUGCAGGUCUUCUCCUGCGUCCGGGGGCCUCGCUGUGUCGGUAACCUGGGGGAGCGCUUCUCAGAAAUCUGGCGAUUGCCCAGAGAACACUGUUUGGGAGGGAGCGAGGGGAGGUGCAGGCAGCAGCAGGAGGAGGAGGAGGAGGGGGAGGAAGGUUGGAGUCCCGCACACACAAGGGAAACCACCGGCAGAGCAGCCGCCUCUCGCCGGGCUCCUCCAGGGCUCCGUGCGCUGCUCUUUGUGCGCUCCGGGAGCCGCCGUGCACCUGUGUGGCUCCCACACUCGCGGCUCCCCCUCAGAGGGCUCCGGCGGGUUUACCGGCGCCGCCACGUCGGAGACGGACGGACGGGCGGGCUGAAGCUGACCCGGCAGCAACGCACAACUCUGAGCAGAGGAUUUGCUGUUUGGAGAGUUUGUGCCUCCAUGUUGAGGAGCGGACCUGCGGCGGCGGCCGGAGCGGCUGGAGCGGCCGGUGGCGGGAGGAUCCAGUCUGAGACGGUGGCUGUGAGACGGAGGACGCCGCGGCCCGGGAUCCAUCGGUUUUUUUUCUUUCUUUUUCUUUUUUUGAACCCACGCUGAGGCGCUGGCCUACACGAGUCCUGGAGCCUGACUUCAUCUGAUUCCUGAGGACGUUGGAGCAUCAGGUCCAGCCAGUUCCCCACUGGUAUGUCAGCCAUUUAGAGCACUAUUAUAGUCUGACUCUGGACUGGUUUCUGAGCAGCACCGUCCGCGUGGACCCGGCCACUCCUCUCCCAGUGCAUGACUUUUUAACCGUUAUCGCUUGUUAUUUGUUUUCUCGCUGAAUAUCGCUUUAAUUUUGUCAGAUUUUUACAAACCGCCGUUUUCAUUCAGAAAUGUUUUUAUUUUUGCUGAUUUGUCUGUGGCGCUGAUGCCGGUGAUUUUACUUGCCCUUGCUCCCUUUUUUCACUGCAAACCCUCUCGCGGUGCUCAUGGGGAAUUUCUUUUUCCAAAUUGUGGAUAUUUCAUGAAAAAUUUUUUAAUUUCACGCACGCUUUGAUUUUCAGCUGGAUUUUAGUGAUUCUUACGAGCGGAUGUUAAACGACGUGUGAUACGUUAUUGUGUGACCUUUUAAAAGAAAAAUAAGAGUUGACCUGGCAGGAAUGCGAUCAGCAGGUUGCACCAACACCUCCUUCCCCUCGCGGUCAUGCGCCCUCGCCUGCUCGGUGCAGCGUGGCGUCACGUUGAGGCUUCACGGCUUCAUGAAUAUAAAACAAUAGUCAAAUAAAGAUUAUUUCAUCUUUUGUAAUGUUAAUGUCACCAUUAAAUGAUUUGUUCUGGA